AAACACUACUGCAGAGCACGACACGGAGGCUGCCAUCGUCAUCGGCGCCAUCUUGGAUAUACCUUUGCUGGUAAUGAGACGUGUCGUGAUGUAUCUUCAGCAGUCUCUCUGGAUGUUCUCCUGACGAACCUCAUCAAGGGAAAUCUGCUUCCUUCUGCUCUCAUCUGGAUCACCAGCAGACCAGCAGCUGCCAGUAAGAUUCCUGCUGACUGUAUCGACCGGCUGACAGAGAUACGAGGAUUCAAUGAUGCCCAAAAGGAGGAGUACUUCAGAAAGAGACUCACAGAUCAGAAUCAGGCCAGAGAAAUCAUUGAUCACAUUAAACAGUCAAAGAGUCUCUUUAUUAUGUGCCACAUCCCAGUCUUCUGCUGGAUUUCAGCCACUGUUCUCCAGAACAUUUUGAAGGAGAACAGAAAUACUGAACUGAAACACAGGGCUAAUGCUGAAACACUGCAGGAAUCUCCCAAGACUCUGACACAGAUGUACACACACUUUCUCCGCUUUCAGAUCCAGCAGAGCAGAAGAAAGUAUGAUGGAGAAAACACACCAGAUGUCUCCUGGGAUCCAAACCUCAUCCUUUCACUGGGGAAACUGGCCUUCCAGCAGCUGGAAAGAAACAAUGUGAUCUUCUAUGAGAGCGAUCUGAAAGACUGUGGCAUUGACGUCUAUAAGGCAUCUGUGUACUCAGGCAUGUGCACCCAGAUCUUCAAGGAGGAGACGGGAAUCAUUCUUGGUACCAUGUACUGCUUUCUUCACUUGAGCAUUCAAGAGUUCAUUGCAGCGCUUUAUCAACAUCUGUUUCGAGACAGCGACAAGAAACAAGCAGAAAAAAGUAGAAAUAAGGCUAUGAGGAAUUUGCUGAAGACUGCUGUGGACAAGGCUCUAAAAAGUGAGAAUGGACAUCUGGACCUUUACCUUCGCUUCCUUCUCGGUCUGUCAUUCCAGUCCAAUCGACAACUCUUACGAGGCCUGUUGACACAGCAGGAUGACAGAGACCAGAGCAAAGAGGAAAUAAUUGCAUACAUCAAGCAGAAACUUGAGGGAAAUCUGUCUCCAGAGAGAUCCAUCAAUCUGUUUUACUGUCUGAAUGAACUGAACGACCAAACUCUGCUGAAAGAGAUUCAGUCUCACCUCAGUAGAGGAAGUCUGUCAUCUGCUGACCUUUCACCUGCCCAGUGGUCUGCUCUGGUCUUUGUGUUGUUGACCUCAGAGGAGGAGCUGGAGGAGUUUGAGCUUCAGAAAUUCCAGAGAUCAGACGAGUGUCUCAUCAGACUAUCAGCAGUCAUCAAAUCCUCCAAAAGAGCUCAGCUACAGGGAUGUAAACUCACUGUUCAGUCCUGUGAGAGUUUGUCUUCAGCUCUACAAUCGUCAAACUGUGUCCUGAGAGAGCUGGACCUGAGUAACAAUGACCUGCAGGAUUCAGGAGUGAAGCUUCUCUCUGAUGGACUGAAGAGUCAACACUGUAAACUGGAGACACUGAGGUAA
This is a messenger RNA of Danio aesculapii, 1485 nucleotides long. RefSeq names its product NLR family CARD domain-containing protein 3-like. NCBI's taxonomy places the organism in Eukaryota, Metazoa, Chordata, Actinopteri, Cypriniformes, Danionidae. The record is from RefSeq and is a predicted model, not a curated record. The annotation marks the transcript as partial. Gene Ontology annotation, molecular function: protein binding. The transcript has 2 exons.